Molecule: messenger RNA, 2333 nt
Organism: Schistocerca serialis cubense
Lineage: Eukaryota; Metazoa; Arthropoda; Insecta; Orthoptera; Acrididae
Exons: 6
Coding region: 1-1434 (477 amino acids)
Biological process (GO): cilium organization
Cellular component (GO): cilium
Source: RefSeq, a predicted model, not a curated record
AUGAUCUUUAAAAGAUCAUUUGCACAGUAUGCUCAAGAAUUACAGCUAUGUGCUUUAAAAAAGGCUGAAAUUUUGAGGAAAAAGUUACGAAAACAGUUUAUUGCAGAGCUUCAGUCACAAAUGAAGCCAUUCAGUUUUGUUGUAAGGGAUGAAGAGCGUAAAAAACUAAGUUUCUUUCGUUCAACGCCUGACCUGAGUGCAACAGGGGAGAAUAAAUUCAAACCUUUUCGUGCAAAGCCAGUACCAAAGAACUUAUUUGGCAGUCAUGUGUACCAAAAAAUGAGAGAAGAUGAAUUUUACAGAUCACUGAAGAGAAAAAUACGAGCAGAGGAACUCUUACAGUCUGCGUCAUUACCUCCAUCCAUGGCUGCUAGAGAACAGUUAGAAAAAGAUUUGAAGCAUAUUAGAGCUCAGAGGGAAGAUUAUUCAGACAGUUUGGAUAUUGACAGAAGAAUAAAAAAUAAACAAAAGAUUCCAAAUUACAAAAAACUGCAUGAGAAAAUGAGUAGAGAAUUAGAACACAGAUUUGAUGAGAAUAUUACCACAAGCCCUCAUGAAUUUCGUCUGCAGACUGCAAACAUCCAAGGGAAGCGGUCAAAACUACAUUCACCCCCAUCAGAUAACAGCAGUGUAUCACCAUAUGGCAUUCGACUCUCAACUGAAAAGGAGAAACCUAGACCACAUUCUGCACUGAGUGUAAUGGUAAACAGAAACAAUCUAGCAGCCAUUCUACGAAUACAGUCUGCAAGGCAACGUUUAGAAAAUGAAUUGCUACAGAAACAAGAAGAAAUAAGGAGAAAAGAGGAAGCACGAUUACGAGCUAGAUUCAUUCGCCGACAGCCUGCCUGGAGAGCUCUUAAUUUCAGUACAGCUGAGGAUUUGGAGUUACGUUUACAAUCACGUCGAGAGGAGGAAAGAAUCAGAAGAGAAGAGUUCCUACAAGAUAUGGAAAUUAUGCUUGAUCGCGUGCAACAGAUCCCACCAUUAUUUGCCAGGCAGUGUCAAGCAGGAAUGAAAGAAAAGUUCAAAAAACAGAAGAAUGAACAGUGUAAACCUGGUCUGAAAAUUGCUGUUCAUGAUAUCCCUAAAAAGUAUCAAGACUAUGGACAUUUCAGCCCAAGUGCCUUUUCCGAUGAUAAGUGUUCAAAACUUGGAUUAAAAGUAUCUAUCAAUGAAAAUGCAGAAACAAUUGCAUGUGAAAGUGAAUGUGAAGAUGAUACACAAGGAAUAACAAAGUGUCAAGGUGUUAAAAUUGAAGAAAUAGUGGAAGAUAAGUCAGAAAAAGGAACAGACAAACUGGUGGAAUCCAAGCAACAAACUGGUAACAUAAAAACAGAAGACUGCCCUGAAGAUGAUGACUGUGAUUAUACUGAAAGUUUUCAAGAUGCCAGUGAUGAUAAGAGCUCUCAUACUAGCACUUGUGACAGAGACUGAAAAAAUAGCAAUACUCAUUAAUGAACAGAAAUGUUACAUUACCAAAUAUUAUAAACAGGGCAGUAGUCUGUUCUUAACUGUAUAUUAUGCCAGAUUUCUGUGAAUAAGAUAUGCAAAUUGUCAUAAAAUAUGUUGCUGUGAACAACAUACAAUUAUCACUACAUGCACCAGGUAACAGCCCACCAAAAAUUUGACAACAUAACAUAACUUUAGUACCAGCUCUAAUAAUAUGCCACUGGUUGCGUUGCAUGCUUGAUGGCUUUGAGCAUUAACUACAGUGUUUCGCAGUGCUUGUCAAACUUAGUAACACAGAAACAACUGCCAUAUAUUGGCUCAUAUGGUAUAUGUUAGAGGACUGCUGUAUGUGACUGAUCCAUGUAGUCUUUACUUGGCUUUGGUGCAAAGGACAAGGGGUGAAGAAAUUUUGCGUGGCAUGGUAGAAGUUGCCAAAGAUUACCAUUACUAUCUCACAGAGUCACAUGCAUGUCAUGUAUAUCUACGUGCAGCACAUUUGGCCGUACUUCCUGUGGCUGCAAAGUCAACGGAGUGCUCAGGUGCGAUAAACUUCCUUUGCUCACCACUACACUUUCCACUGCAUUGUGACAUAACAUACUGCCAUAUUUCCAUAGCUGCAUGGUAUGGCCGUAUGCUUGUUGUUCCACAGUUGAUGACUACUUGGCCACAUGAAGCCAAGUGAUGGAACUGACAGUUAAGUGAAGCUGAGCCACAUGAAAAACUAGUGACGAGGAACAAGUACCACUCCUGUGGCUUUGAUCUAGAGAUGCAGCACCCUAGAACAUCUAUUUCAUGCAAACAAAUAACUUGUGGAUCUCUACCUCCUGCUUACAUCUUCACCCAUUUAACAAAGACACUGCAUGCUCCAAACAUUUUCCUUCAGA